Molecule: messenger RNA, 2333 nt
Organism: Nymphaea colorata (pocket water lily)
Lineage: Eukaryota; Viridiplantae; Streptophyta; Magnoliopsida; Nymphaeales; Nymphaeaceae
Product: laccase-17-like
Exons: 6
Coding region: 871-1830 (319 amino acids)
Molecular function (GO): copper ion binding; oxidoreductase activity
Source: RefSeq, a predicted model, not a curated record
UCAACCACAGGCACGGAGAGAGAGAGAGAGAGAGAGAGAGAGAGAAAGAGAGAGAGAGAGAGAGCCAAGAUGGCUUUCUCCCAAAGAGCAGCUUGUUUGAGGGUUCUAGUGCUUUGUGCAGUGUGCGCAAUUUGGUGUCAAGUGGCAAUUGCUCAGGCAACUGGGAGAACCAGACACUAUACUUUCCUAAUACAAUUGAGAAACAUAACAAAGGGGUGCAUUACAAGGCCAACAGUUACUGUCAAUGGCCAGGUUCCUGGUCCCAAGAUUAUAACUCGUGAAGGAGACAGACUUAUCAUCAAGGUGAUCAAUCAUGUGAGCAACAACAUUACCAUACACUGGCAUGGGGUUAGACAACUUACUACUGGGUGGUUUGAUGGCCCAGCUUACAUUACUCAGUGUCCUAUGCAGAAGGGGCAGACUUUUGUCUACAACUUCACAAUCACAGGACAGAGAGGCACCCUCUUCUACCAUGCACAUGACUCCUGGCUGAGGUCCAGUGUGUAUGGACCCCUCAUCAUUCUCCCCCAGCACAAUGCCUCCUACCCAUUCCCCAAGCCCCACAAAGAGGUCCCCAUUAUAAUUGGUGAAUGGUGAUAUGUAGAUCCUGAAACUGUCAUCGCGCAGGCUCUGCAGACAGGAGGCGGCCCCAACGUCUCUGAUGCCUACACCAUUAAUGGCCUCCCUGGACUGCUCUACAAUUGUUCAAAUAGAAACAAUACUUAUAAGCUGAACGUGACACCUGGAAGGACUUACCUCCUCCGGCUAAUCAACGCUGUGCUCGAUGAAGAUCUCUUUUUCACUAUUGCCAACCACACUGUCACAGUUGUGGAAACAGAUGCAGUGUAUGUGAAGCCCUUCCAGACAGAUAUGCUCGUUGUAACACCGGGACAGACGAUGAAUGUGCUCCUCAAAACCAAGCCAUAUAGCCCCAGCACCACAUUCCUCAUGGCAGCCAGACCUCAUGUGACCGGUCCGGCGACCUUCGACAACUCCACCACGGUGGGUCUUCUCCAAUACAAAACCAAGAAGGGCCGCCAUUACAUCUCUCCUCCUGCUUCUUCAAAUUUCUCGUUCAUAAUGCCCAGUCUUCCCGCUUUCAACGACACCAACCCCGUGACCAACUUUAGCAUGAAGCUGAGAAGCUUAGCGAGCGAGCAGUUUCCGGCGAAGGUGCCUCUGAAAGUCGACAUGCGCUUCUUCUUUACGGUUGGCCUCGGCACCCGUCCAUGCGCCAGCAACCAGACAUGUCAAGGACCAAAUGGCUCCAUGCUUUCAGCCGCCGUUAACAACAUCUCCUUCGUUCUCCCCACCACCGCGCUGCUCCAAGCGCAUUACUCCGGCCAGUCCGCCGGAGUUUACAAACCGGAUUUUCCUAGCCAGCCUCUCAUUCCGUUCAAUUACACCGGAACUCCCCCCAACAACACCGUGGUGAUCAAGGACACCAAAGUGGUGGUGUUGAAAUGCAACACCAGCGUGGAGCUUGUGAUGCAGGACACAGGCAUCCUUGGUGCAGAGAGCCAUCCCUUCCAUCUCCAUGGCUUCAAUUUCUUUGUGGUGGGGCAAGGUGUUGGGAACUAUGAUCCAAUCAAUGAUCCCGCCAAUUUUAAUUUGGUCGAUCCAGUUGAACGCAAUACGUACUCAGUGCCAAGUGGAGGAUGGACUGCAAUUCGAUUUCUUGCAGAUAAUCCAGGGGCAUGGCUAAUGCACUGCCAUUUGGAUAUCCACCUGAGUUGGGGCCUGGGCAUGGCGUGGGUGGUGCUGGAUGGAGAACUGCCGGGCCAGAAGCUGCAGCCGCCGCCGUCCGAUCUUCCAAAGUGUUGGUCCUGACCCUUGAAGAAAACGAAAUUUUGGACGGAGUUCUGUUCUCGUUCGAUCUAGCAUUACUCCCCCUCUGCCUCCUGAAGAUGAUAACUUCAUCGGAUGUUUGCUGCCAGCUUUGGAUCGGAUGCUGCUCUUCUUCUGUUCAGUUACGAGUUACAGUUUCCCAUUUGUGGUCGUUCUUCUUCUGUUCAAGAACUUUCUGCAGAAGGAAUCGCCCUUCUUCUGUUCAAUUAGGAGUCACAAUUUCCCAUUUGUGGUCGUUCUUCCUCUGUUCAAGAACUUUCUGCAGAAGGAAUCGCCCUUCUUCUGUUCAAUUAGGAGUCACAAUUUCCCAUUUGUGGUCGUUCUUCCUUUGUUCAAGAACUUUCUAAGAAGGAAUCGCUAGGGAGAUUCGCCAAAGCCAGUGGAACACAAGAGAAUAUGUCACUGGUUUUAUCUGUGUGAUUCAUUGCACUGGCUGUGAGAACUGAGAAAUUAAUAAAGUUUUCUCUUGAUGAGAAUUUAUUUCA